This is a messenger RNA of Pseudoliparis swirei, 920 nucleotides long. Its product is annotated as potassium voltage-gated channel subfamily E member 2-like. The record is from RefSeq and is a predicted model, not a curated record. The transcript is spliced from 2 exons. The coding region runs from base 129 to 449 and encodes 106 amino acids. Gene Ontology annotation, cellular component: membrane. Lineage: Eukaryota; Metazoa; Chordata; Actinopteri; Perciformes; Liparidae. Gene Ontology annotation, molecular function: delayed rectifier potassium channel activity; voltage-gated potassium channel activity involved in ventricular cardiac muscle cell action potential repolarization; transmembrane transporter binding. Gene Ontology annotation, biological process: regulation of heart rate by cardiac conduction; ventricular cardiac muscle cell action potential; regulation of ventricular cardiac muscle cell membrane repolarization.
ACAGUGAGCUGAAGACUUUAUUUCUUACUGUAACCAGCCGUGUGCUCUGUCAGUGCCUCUUUGCUUUGUUUCAUUUUCACUCCGAGGCGACUUAUUUCACGAUUCGGCCUUUGAAAAGCUGGCAGAAGAUGAGUGCAUCUGAUUCGUCCAACAUGACCCUUCGCCUGGAGGGGUCCCUGACCAGAGCUUUAGGCCACUACCUGGACAACUGGAGGCGUAACUUGACAGCUGCAGCCAACACUUUGGACCAGACUCUGGCUGAGGAGAACUUCAGGAACGUCAUCUGGUAUCUGGCAGUGAUGAUCGGCAUGUUUGCCUUCAUUAUUGUGGCCAUGCUGGUAAGCACGGUCAAAUCCAAGAGGAGAGAGCACUCUAAGGACCCCUACCACCAAUACAUCAAGGAGGACUGGACCGCUCAGGUGCAACAGGGCGACGCUGUCACCCGCUAAGCAAAGACGCUAAACUCACAGCAGAUCAUCGUCAUCACCAAUGAUUAUAAAGUGGUCUUUUCCCUAUAUAUCCCUUCUUUUCCAGUGAGUUCUGCUAAUGCUAUUUACCAUGUGUAAUCAGGAUAAUAUGGUUUCCUAGAUAUUGUUCAUCUCACUCGUGGUUAAGCUGCGUUCAGUCAUUCCAUUGACACACGUGUUGAUUGAAUUUCAAUUUAAAGAGAAUGUUAUUUAACACUGUGGAUGAAGUGAAUACAUGUGUUGUUCCAAUAUGUUCAUCGUGGUCAACCUGAAACGAUUCAUGUGAAAUUUCGCUGUCACACUGUCACGACUUCCUGGGACUCUUGAAUAGAUGUGCGCCAUUGUUAGUGUUGUUUGUGAAAUCACUGGUUCUAAUACUGCUUUUAUAAGGCAUGUCUGCUGUGAAAAAAGGGCUAAUAACAAUAAAUAUACGAAAGAUCAGUCUGACACCAA